Molecule: messenger RNA, 2040 nt
Organism: Daldinia childiae
Lineage: Eukaryota; Fungi; Ascomycota; Sordariomycetes; Xylariales; Hypoxylaceae
Product: Serine/threonine-protein kinase gad8
Exons: 1
Coding region: 1-2040 (679 amino acids)
Biological process (GO): protein phosphorylation
Molecular function (GO): ATP binding; protein binding; protein kinase activity
Source: RefSeq, a predicted model, not a curated record
AUGCGGGGCGCCGCCCUCGUGUCUGGGCGAUGCUAUCCGUAUGCGCUUUUAGAUUAUGAAAAAUCUCAGGCGACUCUCGAAUGCUACUGGGGGACAACUGAAAAUCCCGUAUGGGUGUCCCAGUUUGCGAUAUGUAAAUUUGACGCUUCGAGCAUUUCUGAGUUGACAAUAUAUCUUUACAUUCGAGAUCCUAGUCACUCUUUGAAGAGUCAGGAUAUUUGUCUGGGUGUAGCACGGGUAAACCCCUUUGACACACUUGACCAGUCCGAAGCACGUUGGCUGGAACUACAAGAUGGUAGGGGGAAGCUACGCAUUAGCUUUGAAUAUACGAACCCUGGAAAUAGAGCGUUAGAAGAGAGGGAUUUCGAGCGUGGAAGACCCGUCUUCGGUGUAUGGACCUCCGGUAUUAUUAAGAAAGAUACCCAGCGGGUAUAUGCCGAAUCAAAGAUUAGAACAACCCAGUUUAAUUCUCAACCUAAAUUGGAAAGCAUUUGGGAUUACCAGGUCAGCCAUCCUUUUAUAGCGCCGCUUUCGUUUGCUUUCGAAUCAUCGGAGGGUUUAAUCCUCCUUUCCCCAUACAUUGGCGGCGGGCCCCUUUUCAGUCAACUUCAGAAGGUCAGAUGUUUCGAUGUCGAUAUAUCACGGCUCUACGCUGCCGAGAUUAUCUGUGCAUUGGAAUAUCUACACGAUACUCGUAAGGUAUUCUCCUGGUUGAAGCCUAAAAAUGUUCUUCUUGAUUUAUUGGGUCAUAUUGUUCUAUGCGGCUUCGGUCUUUUCAAUUCUGAUAUCAAGAGCGGAAACCAUGGGGCACCUGAAUAUCCAGCACCGGAAUUACUUCUUGGCCAAUCUGUAUCCAGGACAGCAGACUGGUGGACAUUAGGAGUUUUCCUCUACGAAAUAUUGACAGGGCUACCCCCAUUCUAUGACGAGGACUACAAUAAGAUACACCAAAAUAUUCUCUCUCAACGUAUCUGGUUUCCCGAGUCCUUCUCUCCUAUUUCCAAGGAUGUGAUAACCAAGCUUCUUGACCGCGACCCCGAGCAGCGUUUAGGGGCUAAUGAAGGUGCCUCAGAGGUCAAAUCUCAUCCCUUUUUUGACGGCAUGGAUUGGAAUAAACUCAUUCAACGGAAGUACACGCCUACUUUCCGCCCUAAACUUGUUUCCAGCUCCUUCAAGCAAUAUGGAGUUAACGACCCUCCUGAGAAGAAGGACGAUUUUGUAUCUCACUGGAUAACUUCACUUGAAUCUACCAAGGCCCCUAGGACUAGCAAUUCUCCAUCUCAGGGGUCCCAUCAAGCAAUUGUGCGAGAGGACGAAGAUCGCUGUGAAUUCGACUUAUACAAUCGCCUCACUAAGGCACAAAAGCCAGUCCCUCUUCGACACGUGGAACCCCUAAAGCAUGACAGUGCAGUGAUUGAUGAGAGCGCAAACCCCACUAUUCCUAGUCAAACCCAUAAGCAAGACGUACUCGAGGUAGCAUUGCAAGCCGGACACGAUCGUGCUGUUUUACAACUGUUGGAAUAUGGAAUGGAUUUGAACAUAAGGAUUGGUGCCAAGCGAGUAAGUCCACUAGAAUGGACCGCGGAGGAAGGAAACCUCCCUCUGGUAAGGCUCUUCCUCGAAAAGGGGGCCGAUGCGAAUUUUCCGAAUUUUGCCGUCCGCGGAAUGCAUAAAGGAGGGCCUGCAUUAGUUAGGGCAGUGGAAAAAGGGAAUCGAGAAAUCGUCCAAGCCCUGGUGCGAGCUACUGAUCGGGUAGCCUCAACGAGAGCUUUGGGCCUCGCCGUAUAUCAGCAGGAUAUCCCAAUGGUCAAACUUCUACUGGAAAAUAACGUCCGUUGCGAAUUCGAAGAAGCAGAUCGGCCUCUUCCUUGGGACCCCCAAGAUAACGGCUGCUAUUUCUUCGACCGGACGGAAUCGGAGGAAUUUAUACCGCCACUCGUCCGUGCGGUAGAAAGGCAAUACGGACCUAGUUCGGCUGCUGCUCUCAUCCGGGGCAGAUGUCAAUGCCAGCUACCAUGGUCUGCUUUGGGAUCUAUAUGA